Messenger RNA from Lineus longissimus, 4409 nucleotides. Its product is annotated as growth hormone secretagogue receptor type 1-like. Gene Ontology annotation, molecular function: G protein-coupled receptor activity. Lineage: Eukaryota; Metazoa; Nemertea; Pilidiophora; Heteronemertea; Lineidae. Gene Ontology annotation, cellular component: plasma membrane. The coding region runs from base 410 to 1603 and encodes 397 amino acids. The transcript has 3 exons. The record is from RefSeq and is a predicted model, not a curated record. Gene Ontology annotation, biological process: G protein-coupled receptor signaling pathway.
AUUUGCCUGAUGGGACAAUGUCCGUCAGACAGGAGUGCACUACUUUUCCCGCAGACGGACCGAGAUCGCAGCACGUCAGUCCAGAAAAAGAUUUCGAAAUCCUAGAUAAGAUACUGGUACGUUGUGUCGAUGGCCAAGAGGACAAUGAUGGCCUGGGACCAGGUGGAUCAUUAGGAACGGGAACACCAUUAACCAGCAGUGUGUGUUGACGUAUAUGUGUUCGCCACCUUGCGGCGAUACUGGCUCAGAUCUUUGGAUCAACUGACUUCCUCAUCUAACGAUUUAAGUAACAUUAUCAAAAGAUCCACGCAGCUCUGGAACUUACCACUUUUUAAUGCCGAUCUGUCGGCCAUUUUGUUUCUGUGGCGUCACCUCUGAGCAGGCUUAGGAACUAUAAAAGAAGUAAUCCAUGCCCGUCCUCUCAGUAUCAUGGGGAGUGCAGGAAACGAUGUUGAACAUUACAAACGACUCGGCCUCCGCGCAUGACCUAUCGCUGAAUGGCCUUGGGGGUCAAACACCAGACUACUCCCUAUUCGCUACGCCCCUACUGUACAUAACCAUAACAGUGACAUUUUUCUACGUUUUCGUGUUGACUUUUGGUAUCUUCGGGAAUAUCAUGGUGAUAUUUGUGGUCUUCAAGAACAAGGAUAUGAGAAAUUCUACGAAUCUGUUCCUGGUGAAUCUGACGGUGGCUGACCUGCUGGUACUAGUGGUCUGCACCCCUAUCGCCCUGGCGGAAUUCUAUAACAAGGACGUAUGGUACCUCGGAGCGGGAAUGUGUAAAUUUGUGCCUUUCCUCGAGAACACCGUAGCGCACGCUUCAGCCCUUACCAUCCUCGCCAUUAGUAUGGAGCGCUAUUUCGCCAUCUGUCACCCGCUCCAUGCCCCGGUGCUGUGGACCGGCCGAUGCCUGAUGAAACUAUUGGUUCUAGUGUGGUCGUUUUCCUCGCUGGUCAGCAUCCCAUUUCUCUUCAUAGCCGAAGUCAAAGAGGCUGAGGCGUACGAUAGGACGCUGGUCAAAGUUUGCAGCACUGCCAUAGUACAUCGGUGGCAUCAGGUCUAUGUUAUUAGUAUCUCCGUUAUAUUUCUGAUCAUCCCCUUCUUCCUAAUGAUGGUCCUCUACGGCAUUGUGGGUAAGAAACUCCUGUACGACCGAUGCGCUCUGGGAAACCAAAUCGACGAGAAGGCCAUGUCUACUUUGAGAUGUCGACGCCAGGUGGUGCUGAUGUUGGUCAGCGUGACUGUGGUGUUUUUUUUAUGUUCGUUGCCAUUCCGCGUGGUCAGCUUAUGGUUUGUUUAUGCACAGCUAUCAGACUUGGCAGACUUAGGCCUAAUCGGUUACUACUUACUUAUUUCAUUUGCCAGGAUCAUGCUAUACAUAAACAGCGCUAUCAAUCCCAUUUUAUACAAUGCUAUAUCGUCGAAGUUUCGCAGGGCCUUCAAACAAUUGUUGCUGAUGUAUUUUAGUUGUGAGUGCUGCGAUCCUGAUGAAAUAGAGGACCGACAGACGCCUUGUUUGGGGAUUGGACCUCAGGGCUUUCAGACCAGGCGGAGUUCAUCUCUUAGGAGAUUAGGGCCAUUCCGGGACGAGGCUGCCAUUUGACGAAUGUGGUACUUGUUUCAUCGGAAUAAGGGUAGGUUUCCACUGAACGCGAUUUGGCGUUUACGCAGAACCAAAUCCUGGGGUAUUUGGAUAAAAAAUACUAACAAUGCUUUAACGCGUUCGUUGUUGCAAUCGCAUGCGCUGGAAAUCUACCUUUUAAGAUCGGUUUAAUUUGUACAAUGAAUGCGAUUACGACAAUGCGUGCGGUAGGGCUUUGUUACGCCACGCCGCGUACAAAACAAUGCAAAAAUCACACGUGUUGUGAAAGUCAAUCGCUUUCAUUGUUAACCUAAUCCAUUGCCGAAUUCAUACUCGAUGCGUGACGAUCGAUGUGUGCGUUCUGUAUUGUUUGUUACUGCGCCACUGCUAUACAAUACAAAACGCCAACGCGGAUGGUCGUGCAGCGGACCAUGAAUUCGGCUCGUGAAAUACAUAUUGUACGUGUUCUCUUGAUUGUGCGUAUAAUUGCUUUUCUUCAACUUGCAACGUUUUAUGCAGAGAGCAGAAUUAACCAAAGAAAGCAAUGUACAAAUUGAUUAUUACAGCCAAUCAAAGCAACGAGUCGAUCGAUAUGACUUCCGUCUCCAAGUUCAAUCGCAAUUCCCCUUGGAGUAAACAAGCACUUUGCCAGCGAAGUUCUCGGCAGUGAAAGAUUGCGUGUGGCCCAGUCUCCUCAUUUGAACAUCAAUCACUAUCGCGUCAUAUCAGCCAUAACCAUCCAUGCCUUACGGUUCAUCCAUUCAACUCGAGGUCCAUCCAUCAUCCUCGUGACGUCUUCUUCUCCGUGAUCAUGUCUUCUCCUUUCAUAUUCUCAACCGUCGCUCGGAGAAAUCUAUCUGACCUAUUAUUGAACGUCCCAAAGGAAGACUAUACCACGAGCCACGUGGGCCAGAUUAGUAUUUCUGAAUCUUCAUCAUCAAUCAUCAUCAUCACCAUCAUCAUCAUCAUCAUCAUCAUCAUCAUUAUUAUCAUCAUCAUCAUCAUCAUCAUCAUCGUCGUCAUCGUCAUCGCCAUCGUCAUCGCCACCGUCACCACCACCACCACCAUCAUCAUCAUCAUCACUAUCAUCAUCGUCGUCAUCGUCAUCAUCAUCAACAUCACUAUCGUCGUCGUCAUCACCGUCGUCAUCAUCGGCAUCUCCUCAUCAUCGCUAUCAUCAACAUCAACAUCACCAUCACCGCUGUGAUCGUCAUCAUUAUCACUUACCAUUGCCUCACUCAUUAGUUCCUCCCAUGAUUGCCAACAAUCUCAUCACAGUUGUCAUAAAUUGCAUCAACCCUGCCGGCUGAGACAGGUUCACGUGGGACUGGGGUAAGAUGACCCAAUGCUGUUACGCGAGAUCAUUUCGGUGUCCUCUGCCGCGCUAGCGAGCUAUCAACAUUGCAUUUUUACGCAGUUUUUAGUUUGUCCCGCCUCAGAAAACCUUUUUUGGUUUUGCUGAGUACUGGUUGAUGAUAGAGAUUACAAUUUCUUGGGGAAUUCUAUGUCCGUGGUGUCGAGCUUUUUUCUUAUGCUUCAGAAAAAAAUCAACCCUAAAAGGUAAUAAGCGUUUCGAUAAAGCAGCAGCAUCAAUCUUUCGACAGCCAGUAUUGUUUUUAUAAACAACAUUCCGCGGUUAUUUCUGCGUCGGUAAACUUCUUUGCAGAAGUUUCCGUCAUGAUGAACAGAUUGCCCCGGAAGAGGCGGAUGUCAUCGCAAAUAUGGCAACAAAUGCCUAAUGGGAUUUGUGUAGCGGCGGAUAAGGCAAUAAGUCAAGUGAGCCAGUGCGAAGAAGCAAGAAAUUCUUUUGACAAACAGUAGUACCAUUCUUUGGGGUUUUUUUUCGAUUCCUUUACUGUUUCUUUCGAAACUAUCGACACCAACAGGAGUCUUGGAUAUAGCAAUGCAUUUAGUCAUUGAGCGACUUUGCUAGACGUGUGGAAAGAUUCAGUGUCACCACCCCUACCCAAGGAAAAGGUUGUCGAACAACACUUGCCUUACCCACGGGAAAAUGGCCAACUUCCCAGUGUAACGCACGGAUUUACCUCUAAAAACUCUACGUUUGAUCCUUUGAGCCAACCUCUUAGCAGGGGUUUUCAUUCUUUAAAUCACACGAUGUCUUAAAGGUCGAAAACACGCAUCAAAUACUGAACUGUAUCUGUACUACACGGAUUUUGAUCACAAAAAGAAUAGCACAACAAAAUUAUUCAAUUCUCAGUUUUCAUUAUCCCUACUAUCAAUGUCAGCACAUCUUUUUUCUUUGGCAAUCACUUGCCCUCUAAUUUCAAUUCCAGCUUUAGAUGUCUCAAAGCAGAAAGGCCGCCUUGAAUAAAAACUCCUGCCUUCAAAGUGUUAAUGUAGUCUUUAAUUAGAUAUCGGUGACAGCUAUGCAUUGUAAUCAGCUGAACAUGCUUUGCCUAUACGGCAGGUACCGUGGCUGAAACAACGUUCGUUCGUUAAUGCAGCCUGGUCUUUUAUUUGCGCCUUGGUGCAAGGUAUCAUUAUCUAUCGACCUUACAAAGAACUCAAUCAUGUAGUUAUACGCGCAAUCCUUCUCCAUUUGCCAUUACGUUUCUUUGCCCUGGCCAGUUAACAUCUAUCGACCCCCAUGAACGCAGUUUCUGAGGUCGAUGUAAUCAAGAUUUUUGAUGACAAUAGAACAAAGGAAAUUUAUAUAGGUGCGAACGGGCUUUGUUUGAAGACAAUAGACUGUGUAUUGUGCAAGGUCUGAUUUGUUUUCAACUGGGAGGUAAGGAGCAAAGUAACGUAAUGGGUGUCGAUGACUGUAAUAUUUUGUAACAAAAGAUUGUAUUCAACUAACAUAAGA